CUCGAGACCACAAAGAAACUCCGCAAGUGAAAGUACUGAUUUUUAACUCACCUGGGCGGAUAUAUAUCAUGGAUUUGAUCUGAAUCAUUUUGUAGGCUAACAGGAGCUGACAGCAACAGCAGAUAGGAUGAGUUGGGGAGCACUUUAUGCCCAGCUGGGAGGGGUAAAUAAACACUCCACCAGCCUGGGAAAGAUCUGGCUGUCUGUCCUCUUCAUCUUCCGCAUUAGCAUCCUUGUAAUAGCCGCCGAAACGGUCUGGGGGGAUGAGCAGUCCGACUUCACCUGUAACACACAACAGCCAGGCUGCAAAAACGUCUGCUACGACCACUUCUUUCCAGUCUCACACAUCCGUUUCUGGUGCCUGCAGCUCAUCUUUGUGUCUACACCGGCUUUGCUGGUGGCUAUGCAUGUGGCGCAUCGCAAACGCAAUGUAAAGAAAGGAAUUUUGGCCAACCGAGGUGGUGUUGCCAAAGGGGAUGACCUAGAGAGUCUGAAGAAGAGGCGUCUACCCAUCACCGGGCCGCUGUGGUGGACCUACACCUCCAGCCUGUUCUUCCGGCUCCUUUUCGAGGCCGGAUUCAUGUACGCUCUGUAUUAUGUCUACGAUGGGUUUCAGAUGGCCCGUCUUGUGAAGUGUGAGCAGUGGCCCUGUCCCAAUAAAGUUGACUGCUUUAUCUCACGACCAACAGAGAAGACAGUCUUCACCAUCUUCAUGGUGGGAUCUUCUGCCAUCUGCAUUGUGCUCAAUGUGGCUGAACUGGCCUACCUGAUUGUCAAAGCAUUGCUGAGGUGCUCAGCCAGAGCCAAAGGAAGGCACGCUUUUGUUCACCAAGAUAAAAUGUCCACAGAAAAGGCACACUUACAGAAUGAAAAGAACGCAAGGUUGCUGUUAUCUGCUUCGGACUCCUCGAGCGAUAAGACUGUUUAAGAUUAUCCCUACAUCCAGUGACUAAUUCUACCAACAUGGUAAUAGGCUUGUGAUGACAGUGUUUUAACUUCUCUAAUGCCAUUAGAGCAUUAGAAUUAGUGUGUUUUGUACCUUGUUUUUGACACCCUGCCCUGAGAAAAUAACAAAGCCUAACCUGACAGCAGGUUUCAAGCAUGCUUCAUUCAAGAGCUGGCAUUCCUCCCACAAGCCAAAAGACAAUUAGUGUGUUCUUACAGCACUGAAUUGUCUGUAAAAAUGUUCUAGGUUGUUGAAUUUCAUUUGCCAAAUUACUCAAGAACCUCACAGUACUCUCUAGUGGCAUUAGAAAAGCCCAAUAGUGACUCCUAGUGGUCACAAUGACAUAAAUGAAGUUCAGAGACCGUCUUUGCACAAAAUUGAGCGUCCUUUUUUGAGGGAUCAUUUACACGAUGUUGUAUUGUAUAUAAAUGCUUCUUUUUAAGACUGAGUUUUGCUUUGUUUACUUCUUUUUAAACGCAAAUUAUUUUGCUCUUUCUGUUACCCAUCAACAGUUUUGACAAUAUAGCUAUAUAAUUUACAGAGCCGAGCAGGAUUUGUGUUUUUGUAUGUUUUUAUAUGUGCUUAUUUUGCACCUUCAUUUAAAUGUCUUCAACAACUGCACAUCUGUGUUUAGUUUUAAGUCAUUUCACUAGGUUCCGUUGCAUUGACCCAUACCGGGGAUUUUAUAUCAGCAUACCGCAGUGCCUAAUUAGGUUGUUAACAAACAAGGCUGUAGUGGCGCGUCAGUCAGUCCACCUGUUGACAGGUGAGAGCUCGUGGUCUCGCGCUUCGUCAACUGUCCGUUAUCUUCUGCUUUGUUUUUCUCCUCUCUGAGAGGCUCUACAAGUCAGCGGUGACCAGUUUUGUUUUUAAGGCUUUGACUAAACCGCAGAAACUAUUGUUAGCAAAGUUUCCACAUGGUAUUGAUGGAAUCUUCUGCUGUUUCCUAAAGUGAGCUGUGAUCAUUGUUGAUAGCCACCUGUUUGUAAAAGUACAUUUCUUUGAAAUUUUGGCUAACAACUUAUCUUUUAU
This is a messenger RNA of Sinocyclocheilus anshuiensis, 1978 nucleotides long. Its product is annotated as gap junction beta-2 protein-like. Gene Ontology annotation, biological process: cell-cell signaling; gap junction-mediated intercellular transport. The coding region runs from base 128 to 928 and encodes 266 amino acids. NCBI's taxonomy places the organism in Eukaryota, Metazoa, Chordata, Actinopteri, Cypriniformes, Cyprinidae. The transcript has 2 exons. Gene Ontology annotation, molecular function: gap junction channel activity. The record is from RefSeq and is a predicted model, not a curated record. Gene Ontology annotation, cellular component: connexin complex.